UGUGCUGCUUUUUUUUUUUAAAUUUUUGCUUGUUGCUAGCUUCGCUUAUCAGGACUGUUAGUUAAUGUUUUGGGUGAAUGGAUGUGGACCUAAUGUCCAACAUUAGUAUUGCUUCAUUGAUGCGUGGUUUGUGUUGACUAUAGCAGCAUUCGUAAGUAGAAGUGUUCAAUUUCAUUGACUGCAUUCCUCUUUAUGGUUUGUAGGAAAAUGUGGAUGUAUGCAUAGGUGUUGCCAUUCUUUGUUAUUUUGUGUAGUAUUUUAUGCAAUAUGAUAAGACAACAUGGUCAACGUAAUUAAUCUUGUGAGACGUGCAUUGUAGGGUUCAACACGGUUGAUAUGUGGAACGGUGAAUGUAGCAAUCUGCAUCGAAAUGAUGAUUACAUAAUCGAGCAAGCAGAAGAUCAAGAGGACCAAUAGAAUGAUGUAGUCGUUGAAGCAGCGCGACGUACAAUGGAAUAUUACGUAAAGUACAUGGACAAGAUUCCAUGUCGAACUUCAAUUUUAACCGGUCGUGCAUGGAUUGAAGAAUUAUUUGAUGGACACUUAGGUAGGGGUGAAGAAAAUUUGCAUAUGCCUCUGUAUGUGUUUAAAGCGUUAUGUCAUACAUUACGACGAGAUUUUGGUUUACGGGUACCUAAAAGACCUCAUGGAUUACACAUUGAAGAAAGUGUUGCCAUGUUCAUACAUACCUUGGCCGGCUACCAAAAUCGAAGCAUUCAAGAGCGGUUUCAGCACUCGGGAGAAACGGUUUCUCGACAUUUUCAUGCAGUGUUGGAUGCAAUGAAAUUGUUCACAGAACAGCAUUGCAAGCCCACCAGAGCUCAAACUAGUAGGCAUCCCAAAUUACGUUCAAGAGGCAAAUACAUACCGUUCAAGAAUUGUAUAGGUGCGUUGGAUGGAACUCACGUAGAAGCUGUGUUGCCUGUCCGUGAUGCAGCCACAUAUUACAGCCGAAAAGGGUAUCCAACCCAAAAUAUACUAGCUGUGGCAGACUUUGACAUGUGCUUCAUUUUUAUUUCCUGCGGCUGGGAUGGAAGCAUGCAUGAUAGUCGCAUUUUUAAGGAAGUAAUUGAAAAUCAGCGUGUACCGUUUCCGCACCCACAAGAAGGUAAAUAUUACCUUGUCGAUGUGGGAUAUCCAAACAAGAAGGGGUACCUGGCACCAUUCAAAGGGUCUCGGUAUCAUCAAGCACAAUUUCGGGAACAUGGACAACCCGAUAACCAGAGAGAAAUGUUUAACGAAGCGCAUGCAUCACUACGGAGUGUAGUGGAAAGGACUUUUGGAGUGUGGAAAUCUCGGUGGAAGUUCCUGCACAACAUGCCAGACUAUGAUUUUGCGACGGUGCAAGUGCCGUUGGUCGGUGCAUCAAUGGCCUUACACAAUUUUAUUCGUAGGCACGAGAUAGCUGCCUUGGGCAACGACAGACAAUAUUUUGUUUCAUCAGCCCCGGAUGACAUGCCAGACGUUCACACUGGCGGACAGAAUCUCGAUGAUGGGCUCAUGGUUGGGGAUACAGAUGUGGAUAUGGCAAGAGUUCGUGUUCGCAUACGCGACCAUUUUUUUAUAUACGCAGGUUGGGACUAUUGUGAAAAUGAUGUUUUCGAUGUGGAAAUUUGUAUGGGGAUUAGCAUUGUAGAUUCAUCUGUAUCAGGUCUUGGUGGUUGCCCCUACGCUAAAGGUGCUUCUGGGAAUGUUGUGUCUGAGGACCUUGUUUAUAUAUUAAAUGGGCUCAGAGUUGAGACCAAUGUGGAUCUCCGAAAGGUCAUGUUGGCUGGGGAUUUCAUCUGUAAACAUUUGGGCCAAUCCUCUGGUUCAAAGACCGCAAUUGCAUUGAGCUGA
This is a messenger RNA of Camellia sinensis, 1839 nucleotides long. The record is from RefSeq and is a predicted model, not a curated record. NCBI's taxonomy places the organism in Eukaryota, Viridiplantae, Streptophyta, Magnoliopsida, Ericales, Theaceae.